AUGGCGACUCAAGAUCCGCACACUAUAUCGCAACUGGUGAAAAGCCUGGAGACUGCUCGCAAGGCUAAAAAGGGCGAGACAAAGUUCACCUGCAAAAAGAGCACGUUUACGGUGGCAGGUACCAAUAAUGUGACCGUGGACUCAUGGAAGUUCAUGGACUGGGACUACAAGCACGCCGGUCUGCCAACAUAUGCCCGAGGUCUCUUUACUACCACACGGAGGGACAACAUUCCCGAAAUUGCGACGCGUGGAUAUGACAAGUUCUUCAACGUAAACGAGACAAGGGCCACAGAAUGGCGCAACGUCGAGAAAAACACGAGAGGUCCCUACGAGCUGAGUGUGAAGGAGAAUGGAUGCAUUAUCUUCAUUUCUGCUUUGGAGGACGACAAAUUGCUAGUUUGCAGCAAACACUCGACUGGAGCCCGCGAUGAUACAAAACUCACCCACGCGCAGGCAGGAGAACGCUGGACGGAACGCCACGUCUCGUCCGUGAAUCGAUCUGUCAAGGAGCUUGCCCGAACUCUGCGUGAGAUGAAUGUCACAGCAGUUGGCGAACUUUGUGACGACACUUUUGAGGAGCAUGUGCUGGCCUACGACGAAGCUUCCUCCGGAAUUUAUCUCCACGGUCUCAACUACAACCAGCCCGACUUUCAGACAAUGUCUUGUGACCAGGUGCACAAAUUCGCUGACGACUGGGGCUUCAAGAAGGCCAAGUUCGAGGUCUUUGAUGAUAUCUUCAGAGUGCAGAGCUUUUUAGAAGGAUGCGCGGAGACAGGAACAUGGGAUGGACGUGAGACCGAGGGUUUCGUCAUCCGAUGCCAGCUGAGCGACAAUGGAACUGGGCCCUACCGGAAUUGGUUCUUUAAGUAUAAGUUCGAAGAGCCAUACUUGAUGUACCGCCAGUGGCGUGAAUGCACCAAAGCCGUUAUCGGAGGAAAACACCCCAAGAUCAGGAAGCAUGAGAAGGUCACAGAAGAGUACUUGCAGUUUGCCCGACGGAUUCUGAUGAAGAACCCUAAGAUGGCAACUGAUUACAUGAAUAACCACGGGAUCAUUGCUUUGCGAGACGAGUUCCUCAAGGAACGAGGAUUGAAUGGAUCUGAACUUAUCGCUCUGGAGGCUAAAAAGCUGAGCGAAUCGCAGGAGACCAGCAAAAAUGUCAUCCUCGAGCCAAUUGCCUCGCUAGGAUGUGGAAAGACGACAGUUGCCUUGGCUCUAGUUAAGCUGUUUGGAUGGGGACAUGUCCAGAACGACAACAUCCCCAAACAAAAGGGCAAGCCGAAGAAGUUCGCUUUCGAGGUCAGCCAUGCUCUGGCAGAGCACAGUGUUGUCAUCGCCGAUCGCAACAACCAUCAACGGCGCGAACGCACGCAGCUCAUGGAGGAUAUCUACCCUGUUCUGCCGGAUGCACAGUUCGUCGCUCUGCAUUACGUCCACGAGCCCAAGGCAGACAUGCUCCCCGCCAUUCGAGAAGUCACUCGAAAACGUGUGCUAGAGCGUGGUGACAACCACCAAACCAUCCGGGCUGGCACCAACGACCAGCAUGAGACCAUCGGAAUCAUGGAGGGAUUCCUCGGCCGCUUUGAAGGCAUCGACACCAGCCGCUUGCCAGAUAUGAACCUCGACCACAUCAUCGACCUUGAUGUGUGUGCCUCGUCUCGCGAGAACCUCGAAACUGUUGUCAAAGCCCUACACGCUGCCUACCCUCGCCUAGUGCCAACCAUGCCAACGGCAGCAGAACUCGAUGAAGCUAUCGCAGCUUCCCUCGACGAGUACCGCGUGACAAAAGAUCUCAGCUACAGUUACGCCCCCUCACCAAAGCAAAAGAACAAAACCAAACCCCAAGAAACUGGCCCGCUCCCCGAACCUACAGACUCCCGCUUCUCCCCAGAAGCCCUCUCAAAAAAGAUUGAAUACUUCAACAUCUCCCUCCCAACAGCCGAAAUAACCACAAUUCUCCGCUCCCUCUUCACACCAACGACACCCCCAGAGACAGCUCGUCUCUACAAUCAACUCUUAAACUUCCGCCGUCUCCAACCCACAUUCCACGUAACGCUCAUCCACCGCGCCUCAAAGAAAGACAACCCAGAAACCUGGGACCACCUAGCAAACCGCUACAUCGAAACCCAGACUAAAACCCCAGUCUCAAACCCAAUCCAGCACCCGCCGACCCUAGGCUCCGCGCGCGUGCGCAUCGAGCGUCUCGUCUGGGACAACCGCAUCAUGGCAUUCGUCGCGCGCAUCCUACCUGCCGAAGGCGUCGAGGCGGAGGGUGCUCAGGCAACUAGUGUGGCCGAGUGGCCGUGCGCGAAUCCCAUUCCGCAUAUCACAGUUGGCACGGCAUCGCAGGAUGUUAAGCCGAAGGAGAGUAACGAUUUGCUGAAGCGGUGGCUUGAGGUUGGGUCUGGUGGGGAUACGGGCAUUUUUGAGGCGGAGGUUGAGGGCGUGAAAGUUGUUGAUGGUAUUGUUGGGUUGGUUAUGGCCCGGGGGAAAUACUGA
Molecule: messenger RNA, 2499 nt
Organism: Penicillium vulpinum
Lineage: Eukaryota; Fungi; Ascomycota; Eurotiomycetes; Eurotiales; Aspergillaceae
Product: tRNA ligase
Exons: 1
Coding region: 1-2499 (832 amino acids)
Biological process (GO): tRNA splicing, via endonucleolytic cleavage and ligation
Cellular component (GO): nuclear inner membrane
Molecular function (GO): RNA ligase (ATP) activity; phosphoric diester hydrolase activity; ATP binding
Source: RefSeq, a predicted model, not a curated record